AUGACGCUGCCCUCACCGCGCUGUCCUCUGUUUAUCAGUCUCAAAACGUUUCAGGAGGAGCGUCGGCGUACUGGGCGAUAUAUAGCAAUAUUGGUCGGCAUAUGUCUUCUUCUCCUUGCCAUAUACCACGCCUGGGUGCGACGGAUUCCCGUAGUAGCCAGUCUGGUCGUGCCUGCUCUUAUUAUGUUUGUUUAUGUGGGAUGGGUUUUGUUCACUGCAUCGAGGGAUAAGAAACGAUUACUUCUGUUAGACGCGGAGGCAGCACUGAGAGCAGCUGAAGAAGAAAACUGUUCAAAUACAUCUCAUAUGGAAAUAUCAGUUAUAUGCAAAGAAAUUCCUUGUACAAAGGCAGAGGUAACAUCCAAAGAUGAUAAUCUAAGAGUUGAACGAAAAUUCGUUAAGCCAAUCAUUCUAGUUAACGAUAGACCCGCAGAAGAUCUAGAUGAAAAGUGGACACAUGUGAUAGAUACAUUAUUUAAUGAAGACGAAAGGUUAAGAAGGUACCAGAAGAGAAGGAAAUUCAGACGGAGAUUCUGUAGACGAAGACAGUACGCAGUUUUCAAGAGAUCGUAUUCAAUUGGUUGA
Molecule: messenger RNA, 585 nt
Organism: Pieris macdunnoughi
Lineage: Eukaryota; Metazoa; Arthropoda; Insecta; Lepidoptera; Pieridae
Source: the annotation of a GenBank genome assembly